Malania oleifera is the source of this 1155-nucleotide messenger RNA. RefSeq lists its product as uncharacterized. Gene Ontology annotation, biological process: protein ubiquitination. The coding region runs from base 284 to 985 and encodes 233 amino acids. The transcript has 7 exons. Gene Ontology annotation, molecular function: zinc ion binding; ubiquitin-protein transferase activity. Gene Ontology annotation, cellular component: membrane. The record is from RefSeq and is a predicted model, not a curated record. NCBI's taxonomy places the organism in Eukaryota, Viridiplantae, Streptophyta, Magnoliopsida, Santalales, Ximeniaceae.
GAGGGUUGUGUGUAAAUGUAAUCUUUCAACAAGCUUAGAAGCCGCCUUUCUUCGCGUGUGUAUGUGUCAUGGCAGUCUUUCUUUCUUUUUGAAAAAUAUAGUGUAGGGGGUAGACUUGGAACUUCCCAACUCCCGUGUUUCCCUUUUAUUUAAGUCCAAAAACAGAGCACAAGAGCAGAGAGAGAGAGAAGGGGGGCAAAGAGAGGGGAACAUAGAACAAGGCAGAGAGAGAGAGAGAGAGAGAGAGAGAGAGAGAGAGAGAUUUGAAAAAGGAAAAUUAGAAAUGGGGGAGGUGGUGUUGUGUGUGGAGGAUUUGCAGUACUCGGCUUGUGAGAUUUCACGGUGCAGAAUUUGCCAUGAAGAGGAGUACGAGAGUUGCAGGAGGUUGGAGGCUCCCUGCGCUUGCUCUGGCACCGUUAAGUUUGCGCACAGAGAUUGUAUACAGAGAUGGUGCAACGAAAAGGGCAACACCAAUUGUGAAAUUUGUCUCCAGAAAUAUGAACCUGGGUACACAGCACCUCCAAAAAAAUCUCAGCCGGUUGAUGCGGCUGUGACCAUCAGAGGAAGCUUGGAGGUUCCAAGGAGGCAGGAGGAGUUGCAGAAUCCAGGCUUAAUGGCCAUAGCUGAGGGGGGAAUGCUUGAAGCAGCUGACUACUCCCAAUGUUCGUCUCCGGCCGAUGGAAGCGCCUCUUGCUUUCGAUUAGUGGCCCUUGCUUUUACGGUUCUGAUGCUUGUGAAACAUCUAGUUCCUGUGCUUACCAGCGCAGCAGGGCCUUACCCCUUCACAAUUCUCACUUUGAUUAUUCUAAGAGCCACUGGAAUUCUUCUACCAAUGUACAUAUUGAUCCGCAUAAUCACAGCAAUUCAGAACAGCAUCGUCAGGCGACAAUAUCAUGAUUCUGAUGAUGACAUUUCCAGCUUCGAUGAUGGGGAUGACAACGAUGACGAGGAUGAAGAACGACAGCUACAACAUCAUACUGAUUAACCAUACCCUUCGAGCAUUCCCUAUAUGCUUACAAUUUGUAUCGGAGCAUUGCAUCACUGCUCCUUUCAAGAUUUCCCCCCUUUUGGCCUUGUACAAAGGAAAACAAGAAAAAAGAAAAUUUAUUUAAAGAAAAAAAAAAGUUCCAAGUAUAAAUGAAAAAUUGAUUACAA